This is a messenger RNA of Suillus clintonianus, 447 nucleotides long. RefSeq lists its product as uncharacterized. The transcript is spliced from 4 exons. The record is from RefSeq and is a predicted model, not a curated record. Bases 1 to 447 code for a protein of 148 amino acids. Lineage: Eukaryota; Fungi; Basidiomycota; Agaricomycetes; Boletales; Suillaceae.
AUGAAGUACACCAAGGAUGGUGGUCUGCCCACUGAAUCUGAAGACCGUCAGAGCUAUAUGCUGGGAGGAAUAGAGUACAUGUACCAAGAUGAUACAUUUACCUCGGAGGCUACCAGUGUUUUACACCUAGUACAUGGCUGGCCAGACCAAGCACAUAAUGUGACCAAGGCAUACUUCAACGCCACAGCGACAUUGGCCUUGUGGUUGGGUGCAAUGUUUCACAAGUCUUUUCCAGACUUUUACUGGAAGUACAAGAAGGAUGGCCUAGAUGAAGAACCUGCUGUUAUCUUCUCAAUGGAGUGUUUCGAGGGUGGUGAAUGUUACCUCCCCAAUUUGAAGCUGAAACUAGUGUACCACCCGGGGGAAGUUAUUAUUUUAAUGGCAGGUGCAUUAUACCACAGUAUAGGAGAGCGGAUGCCUGGUCUGGAGUGUCAGAGGAUGGGCUGA